UCAGUGAACUUCGUUUCAUCUUGAAGACCGCAUCAUGUUUUGGUACGCUAUCAGACUCAGGAAGAUACGGAGACUCUCACAUCGCGUAAUAAUGGUCAUAUUUAUCUGUGCUACCGUGAUCUGGCUCCGGUCGACUUCAACACCAGUCUCGAGUCCUACUAGUAAGAGCGCCGCCUGGGCUGUUGCAGAAGAAAUACUGGACACAUUGGAUGUUGCCGUGGAUGACUAUAUACGCUCUACGAUGAAUGCAGAGGAUAGCUUCUCGUCACGCCUCCUCAAACAAGACGCGGCUGCUCAAGAACUCCUACGAUGUUUCUCUACCCUCUCUCAAUUCCGUUCAUGCUCCUUGUCACAACAGGCCAUUAACCCGACUUCCGCAUCGCCUGUCCUGCCAUCGAGACAGUCACUCUCAUCGGAUGACACUCAGAUCCACGACUUAUCUGAUUCUUGCAUCAAGCCCAUCUCGUGUUUGUGCUCUUCCCUCACAGGAAAGAGACUGACCAUGGUAGGCGGCGAGCAUGUAUACCGUUUCCACAACUUCCUCCUUGACAACCAGAAGAGGUCCGAAAGAAAACGAUUCUCAUGCCUCGGGAAGGAGUUCUGUACUCACCAUCAUCUAUGUUUGCGUGCCGCCAGUAACAAUCCCGUUUUUAAAGAGGGGCUUGUUCGCUAUAUCCGUUCACCAUCCGUCGAAGAGCUCGUGCAAACUGGUUCAUCGCUCGUUAAUUACGUCUUGUCGGAUACCCUUCUUACCUUGCCCGACCCAGAAGCGUCAGAGUAUUCCGUCCCAUACAUCCAUGCCUUCAGCGGCGUAAGGUCCCACGAAACGUACUGGCUAGCUUCAGCGAGGAAAGCAGACAUCCUUAUACUGGGACGGGGGCCGUUUAGCGCACCGCCUUCAACGUAUACAGGGAACUGGUCAUUCCUUUCAGACUUUCCGUCUUAUAUUGGAAGUCAUCAUGAGAAGAUCCCUUCAUACGCCGUACCGAACUCCCGUCAGAUUGUGGAUGCUGCAGUACAUGCCACUCUUUCAGUAUUUCUCCCUGAGGUCCAGCGGACGCUAGACGCACUCCGCGCCAAUAAUUGCUUCAACAGAAAAAAACAAGUCAUAUGGUUGGUCAGCCAGCCGCGGUGUCCUGGGUAUGGUCCGAAAAACGCUCUCCUUCGUUAUUUCCUCCCCAAUGGACAGCAUAAGCCAUCGCCGGGUGACUUGACAGCAGUUCUCCUUCGCCACCUUGCAGCUCUAUCGACCGAUGGGCCCCUAGAAGACCCCUGGACACUUUACUACAACGUUCAAGUCUACCUACAAGACCGUCUCCUUCGUCAAGUUCUGCCACGCUUCGGAGUUCUCCUCUUGCAGUUGGAGAAUUUUGUUGAAGCUGCUUAG
This is a messenger RNA of Suillus clintonianus, 1387 nucleotides long. RefSeq lists its product as uncharacterized. The record is from RefSeq and is a predicted model, not a curated record. The transcript is spliced from 2 exons. Bases 35 to 1387 code for a protein of 450 amino acids. NCBI's taxonomy places the organism in Eukaryota, Fungi, Basidiomycota, Agaricomycetes, Boletales, Suillaceae.